Messenger RNA from Annulohypoxylon truncatum, 783 nucleotides. RefSeq names its product Cloroperoxidase. Lineage: Eukaryota; Fungi; Ascomycota; Sordariomycetes; Xylariales; Hypoxylaceae. The transcript has 4 exons. Gene Ontology annotation, molecular function: peroxidase activity. The coding region runs from base 1 to 783 and encodes 260 amino acids. The record is from RefSeq and is a predicted model, not a curated record.
AUGAAGUCCGUGUAUCUUCCCGUCGUCGUAGCCUUUGGCUCAACAGUCUAUUCGGCACCUUCAAGUACUGCUCCGUGGACAGCUCCUGGUACCACUGAUGUUCGUGGCCCAUGCCCUAUGCUGAACACCUUGGCGAACCACGGUUUCCUUCCGCAUACUGGAAAAGGAAUCACCGUCAACAAGACGAUUGACGCUCUCGGAACCGCUUUAAACAUAGACUCAGCGUUGUCUGUGGAGCUGUUCAACUUCGCGGUGACGACGAACCCAACGCCCAAUUCGACAUAUUUCGACUUGAAUGAUCUUAGCCGCCACAACAUCUUAGAACAUGAUGGUAGCUUGAGCCGCCAAGACGCUUACUUUGGACCCCCCGAUGUCUUCAAUGAGGCCGUCUUCAACCAAACAAAGUCGUACUGGACCGGAGACACGAUCACCGUACAAAUGGCAUCCAAUGCUCGCGUCGCUCGUCUUAUGACUUCGAAUCUUACCAAUCCCGAGUACUCGUUAUCCGACCUAGGCUCCGCCUUCAGCAUUGGUGAAUCAGGAGCUUAUGUCGCUAUCCUUGGCGACAAGGUGUCCGGCACGGUGCCUAAGGCUUGGGUAGAAUACCUAUUCGAGAACGAGCGCUUGCCUUACGAGUUAGGCUUCACCAAAGCGAAGGAACCUUUCGUAGCAGAUGACCUGGGAGAUAUGAUGAACAGAAUUGUCGCGGCCGAACAUUUCCCUCAGUCGCCUGGCAAAGUUGCAGUUGACAAGCGCUCAGUCGGUCGUUGCCCUUACCACUAA